CCGCCGGCGCCGCCCCCUCCCGUCGGUACCGGCGCCGGCCCCGCCCCCUCCCGCCGGCCCCGCCCCGCCAUGGCGGCCCCGCGCCGCGCCUGGUUCGUCUUCGGCUUCAGCCCGGAGGAGGCGGUGGGGGAGCCGGGCCCCGGCCCCGGCCCCUGGCGGCUGGAGUCGGGCCCCGAGGGGAUCCGCCGUGUCUGGCCCGCCUGGAGCUACGUGGUCGUGGAGACCGGCGCGGGGCUGGAGGUGCGGAGCGCGGGGCUGCGGCGGCCGCUGCCGGGCUGGGCCGAGGCGCUGCCCUCGGAGACGCACGUGGUGCUGCGGGGCCCGGCGGCGGCCCAGGCCUGGCCGCGGGCGGCGGCGCUGCGGGGCGCGGGGGAGGGCGCACCCGCCUGGAGCCGGGCGCUGCCCCCGGAGCCCUGCUGCCCCCCGCCGCUGCCGCUGCUGCCCGGCGGCUUCGCCACGCCGCGGCCGCCCUUCUUCACCGCGCUGCCCGGUGCGCUGCGGGCCCGCCGGCUGGCGCUGGGCCACGAGCACGUCCUGGUGCUGGGCGCCGCCGGGGAGGCCUACGCCUGGGGUGGGGGCAGGCAUGGGCAGCUUGGCCACGGGACCCUGGAGUCGGUGAAGGAGCCGCGGCUGGUGGAGGCGUUGGCUGGCGUGCCGAUGCAGACUGUGGCAGCCGGCGGGUGGCAUUCGGCCAGCAUUAGCGAGGCAGGAGACCUGUACAUGUGGGGCUGGAAUGAGUCGGGCCAGCUAGCUCUGCCCUCCAAAGGGCUGGCUGAAGAGCAGGCACAGGAUGAGGACGCGGGUGCAGGGAAUGCUGAGCUGCCGCCCCGCCAGGAGCAGCCAGCUGCUGAGGGCACCGCGUUCAUUUCCAUCCAGGCGUUCCCAGCCUUGCUGGAUCUGCCGCAGGACCUGGAGGUCAGCAAGGUCAGCUGCGGGUCCCGGCACACGGCUGUUAUCACACGAGGCGGCGAGCUGUACACCUGGGGCUGGGGUAAAUAUGGGCAGCUGGGACACAGGGACAAUGCCAGCUCUGACCAGCCACGCCGCGUCGAGCACCUGGUGGCCGAGGGGCUGCAGGCAGAGGAGGUGGUGUGUGGGCUCUGGACCACCUACGUCUGUGUGCUGGAGCCGGAGCCGUGAGGGCCCUGAAGCCCACCCCCCCCACCACUACAGCUGCCCGCAGUGAGGAAGACAGAGGCAAGCUCCACUCCUGCCAGGACCCUCAGAGCUGAGGCAGGCAGCCCCCCACACCUGGAUCGGGCCAGGUUUAGCCCAUGGUGAACUGAAUUCACAUGCCAGAGUCCAGGCUGCAAUGGCACGAGUGCUCAAGGCAACUAAACAAAAGGCUGAACAUAUUUAUGGUAUCUAUUUUUCCAUAAUG
Molecule: messenger RNA, 1381 nt
Organism: Falco peregrinus (peregrine falcon)
Lineage: Eukaryota; Metazoa; Chordata; Aves; Falconiformes; Falconidae
Gene: RCCD1
Product: RCC1 domain containing 1
Exons: 7
Coding region: 70-1140 (356 amino acids)
Source: RefSeq, a predicted model, not a curated record